UAGCAGACUUGAAGUAUAUAUACCCUGAAUUCAACCACCGAAACCAACAUCCACACAAACAUGUCUCACAACAUCCUAAUCACCGGCAGCUCCGGCUACCUAGGCGGCACUCUUCUCGCGCGUUGGAAAAGUGCCAAUCUACCUCCAUACAAUACCCUCUACGCUCUCGUCCGGACGGAAGACCAAGCGCAGAAAAUAAAACAGUACGGCGCGCAGCCGCUGAUUUGCAACAUCAGCGAUCAUGAACAGGUGACUCGAGCGGUUAUUGAUAGGAAGAUCACUGUGAUCUAUUUCCUGAUUGAUGCGUAUUGGGACACGCAUCAGAAGGUUUUGAUCAAGGCUCUGGGGGAGGUGAAGAAGCAGACAGGGGAGAAGGUGCACUUUCUGCAUACCGCAGGAGCAAAGCACUUUAGCCAGCAUGCGGGGAUUUAUUUCGAUGAGCCAUUGCUUGAUACUGACCCAAAGCUGUAUGAUAUUCAGAAGACUGCUGUUUCACCGCAUGGCUUCUUUUCUCAGGCUGCCAGAACAAAUGUCACUGUGAUUGACACUGCUGAACAAUGUGGAGUACGAAGUUAUAUAUUCGCUCCGUGCAUUGUCUAUGGUGAAGGAGAAGGGUUUGGUAAUCGCACUUCGAUCCAGGACGUUGCAAUCGUCAAGGCUGCAAAGAAGGCCAGACAAGUGUAUAAAGUCGAUAUUGAUAAUCCUACCUGGCCUGUCUGCCAUAUAGUCGAUACCACCACUCUUUACCUGCAGAUUUUACGCCAGAUUUUACUAGGUAAUGACAUCGGGCAUAACAGGAAUGGCUUCUUCCUUGCCGCUUCUGGUAGUGUACCUUGGAACGACAUCUACAAUGCCAUCGCCAAAUCCCUCGCAAAGCGCGGUAUCGUGGAUGACGAGAAAGUCGAACAGGCGGAUGGGCCUGCCCUGGCAAAAAUGGCUGAUGCGCUUAAAGUAACGCCGUCUGCUGUUCCUGUGCAGCUGGGUGGGAAGUGCACGUUUACGGCGGUCCAUGGUCAUCAAAUCGGAUGGAAGCCACAGUAUCCUCCGGAGCAUAUACUUGAAGCGGCAGAUGAAGAGGUUGAGGUGAUUUUGAGGAGCUUGGAAGUUGAUGAUUCGAAGGCAACUAUCCGGUAAUGGUGGAGCGUAUGCAUAUAGUGGACAGACUCUCGUGGAAUUGUUAUAGAAUACUCACUCAAGAAAGUUAUGUACAUACAUAUGGGUACCUACGUCAAUUCUAGACUCCGUAAGGGCUGGGUGUUACUGCCUGAGGUAUCAUCGUAACCCGCACCAGCCACCCAAAUAGGCAAUAGCUCAGUAGAGCAAGCAAGGUCACUACAACUUACGAACAGAUAAAAAAGAAAAAAUAGCAAAAACU
Messenger RNA from Aspergillus ruber CBS 135680, 1375 nucleotides. Its product is annotated as NAD(P)-binding protein. The coding region runs from base 61 to 1134 and encodes 357 amino acids. The transcript is spliced from 4 exons. The record is from RefSeq and is a predicted model, not a curated record. Lineage: Eukaryota; Fungi; Ascomycota; Eurotiomycetes; Eurotiales; Aspergillaceae.